GGAAAAGGAAAACGAUGGUGGACGGGGAGGAGGACGACGAAAACGCCCCUCGGCCAUGGCGUUGAGGCGGGCCCCUCCGUCACCUACGCCGCCGCUCCCGCCGCGGGGUACUCCGCGUACGGCGCAACCGCGGCAUACGAGGCGGGCCCCUCCGUCACGUACUCUGCCGCGCCCGCUCCGGCGUAUGGCGCCCCCGCGGCGUACGAGGCGCCGGCGGCGUACGCGUACACGUCGCCCGCGGCGGCGCUGGGCGUCACGGCCGCCGCGCCAGCGGCGUACACCACGUCCUACGGCGCCGCGCAGCACCCCGCCGUCUCCUACGGCGCCGCACCGGCGCCGCCGGCGGGCCCCGUCUCGCAGCUGCUGGCGGGCCGCGGCGGCGCGGGACUCCCCGGAAUGGGGGCCCCCGGGGCCGCGCCCGACUUCGCCUUCGGGCUCGGAGGCCCAGGUGGCGGCCCGCCGCCCGCGCCGGCGGAGCCCGUGGCCUUCGGCGCGGCGGCGGGCGCCGGCGCGCUGCCAGGGCAGCUGCCGCCGCCCCCGAAACGGCAGACGGACGACCUGCCCACCCCAGCCAACGUCGAGCAGCAGAAGCUGGCGUACUCGCGCGCGCUAGAGAGCCAGCUGGAGGAGGGCAAGCGCCAGAUCUCCGACCAGGUGCAGCAGGCCAAGGCUCUCCUCGCGCAGGCCUCGGAGGAGAAGAAGCUGCAGUUCACGAUGCAGGUGGAGGAGAAGCUGAUGCAGGACGAACUGAGUCUGGACGAGCAAACGCACUCCCAGGUCAUGCAGCUGCACCAGGCGGCCCUCUCGCAGAAGCAGCAGCUCGAGCAUCAGGCCAGCGGGCUGAAAAUGGAGUACAAGAAGCAGCAGAUGAAGGACAGCAUGGCCCUCAAGCGCUACGAGCUGCAGAUGCGGCAGUGCGAGAUGCAGGAGCGGCUGCAGCUGGCGGCCCGCGGGGCCCUCUCGGGCCCGGGCUCGCUGGGAGAGCACUCGCAGGCGUACAGCGGGCACCCCUCGUACCAGCCGCCCAUGGCCGGAGGUCCGUGCGGCCCGUUCGGCGGAGAGCCGCUGGGCAUGAUGGGCGGGCAGUACCCCGGCUAGCGGCCGGCGGCGCUCUCUGUGUUUUUUCUUACCCUUUGUGGGGCGGGCGGCGCGUGGGCGCCGCCUGCCGGUGCGGCCGGAGUGACCCCCGCCGCGUGGCCGAAGGGGGCGGGAGGUAAGGGGGACGGACCCGACCCCUCGAGAAUU
Molecule: messenger RNA, 1245 nt
Organism: Prorocentrum cordatum
Lineage: Eukaryota; Dinophyceae; Prorocentrales; Prorocentraceae
Source: the annotation of a GenBank genome assembly